GUCAUUCACUACUUUAUUGCUUGCUUUAUCAAAUUCAUUUUCACACCAAUUUGUUUUGUAUGAAAUGCUAGUGGCUUAUCUCUCUUCUUUUUCCCUCUCUAAAUUAGCCACAAAAUGUUAGCAGAAGCAAAAUACUAACCAAACUAAUUAUGAGAAGGGGAAAUGGAGAGAGAUGAUAAUCAAAACCCAGCACCAUCUCUCCUCUCGCCUAAUCAAAACCCUAACACUUCCUCGCCGAGAAAUGUUAGCGAUCGGCUGAAGAGAGACGAGUGGAGCGAAGGCGCGGUGUCGAGCCUGCUCGAGGCGUACGAGGCCAAAUGGACGCUCCGGAACCGGGCCAAGCUCAAGGGCCAGGACUGGGAGGAAGUCGCCAAGCACGUCUCCGCGCGCGCCGGCGCCUCCAAAUCGGCCAAGACGCUCACGCAGUGUAAGAAUAAGAUCGAGUCCAUGAAGAAGCGGUACCGAUCGGAGUCCGCCGCGGCGGCUGACGCCUCCUCGUGGCCGCUCUAUCCUCGCCUCGAUCUCCUCCUCCGCGGGAAUAACGGAGUCGCUGCCGAUGCUCCUGCUGCUGAGUUUCCAUGUACGCAAAAUUCGAACGGCGGCGAUCGGGAUCGAGUGGGUAAGGAGGAGGAAGGAUUGGGAGAGGGCGGCAAGAAUGAGGAAUCGGCGAAGAAGGCGAUUGAUGAGAGAGACAGCAGCACAGCGGCAAUUGGUGAGGGGAAAUUGAAGAGGAAGCGGGAAAGGGAGGGGAGCUGGGAGAUAGGGGAGAGUAUACGGUGGGUGGCGGAGGUGGUGGUGCGGGCGGAGGAGUCGAGGAUGGAGACGAUGAGAGAGAUAGAGAGGAUGAGGGCGGAAGCAGAGGCCAAGAGAGGGGAACUGGAGCUUAAACGGACUGAGAUCAUUGCUAACACUCAGCUACAGAUUGCUAAGCUUUUUGCUAGAGGAUCAACAUCCAUCCAAUAAACCGAUUUCAUCAAUUAAUAUACUACUAAUAUGUCUUACUAGAUUUUUAUGGGAUCAAUUACUUCAAAUCACAAGUCGUAAUAUGAUUUUCACCUCUCCACCUAUUAACAUCAUACUCUUAAUUUGUACUACGUUGUUGAGCUGGAUUGAUCAUAUGCAAGUCUUAGUUUGAUGA
This is a messenger RNA of Salvia hispanica, 1138 nucleotides long. Its product is annotated as sequence-specific DNA binding transcription factor. The record is from RefSeq and is a predicted model, not a curated record. Lineage: Eukaryota; Viridiplantae; Streptophyta; Magnoliopsida; Lamiales; Lamiaceae.